Molecule: messenger RNA, 696 nt
Organism: Carica papaya (papaya)
Lineage: Eukaryota; Viridiplantae; Streptophyta; Magnoliopsida; Brassicales; Caricaceae
Source: RefSeq, a predicted model, not a curated record
UUUUUUUUUUUUUUUUUUUUUUUUCCUUUGGAAGAAUUUAAACCAUGAACAACUUCAUGAUCAGCCUCACAUCUUAUUCCAGCUUAAAAAUACCAUGAAAGAUAUUUACAGAAUCACUUCUCUCACUUGGACUAUCCAACUACAAUUGCCUUUACAAAACUACACACAUUCAUCUCUUUCCCUCAAAGCCCAAUUUCUUCCACCUUCACAAGAUGAUAAAAUCUCCUUUCUUCUUCUCAUUCUUCUUCUUCUUAUUCUUUUUUGUUGCUUCUUACCUCCGUUUUAUCUGGAACACUCUAUUAUACCAUAUUGAAUGAAGGGUCAUGUGAAACAGAUCAUACUUUUCAGGCUUGGCAUGCCAGAGAAAAUGCCGCUGAAUCUUCCUCACCGCAAGUUGCAUCUCAUGAUACUUCUCCUCUGGUAUCGAAACAAAAUCUCUUUCAAGUUAGGAAUGUCUUUCUCUGCCAGAAUUAUGGAGAAUCUUGACCAGUUCAGGACCUCAAAAAAUGGAGGCACAAAAUUGUCAGAUAUAAUCACUGGCACGCACUCAUAGAAGAUUGAUUCAACCACACGUGGACUAUUGACCUCGUAUCCCUUUGGGCAGAUACAAUACUUGCUGCUCUUCAUGUGCUGUAUGUAGUUCAUUUUGCUUGCCACACCAGAAGGCAUCGGCCCAAAAAUUUUCAUACUAGCAUC